AUGGCAGAAACCGCGAGCAACGCCGACUCGAGCCAGCAGAAGCUGAGCGCCCCCAAGGACAAGAACUGUCCCUAUUGUGGUCAGGCCUUCACCUCCUCCUCUCUCGGCCGACACCUCGAUCUCUACAUCAAGGAAAAGAAUCCCAAGCCCCCAGAUGGAAUUCACGACGUCGACGCCAUCAGGCGUCUGCGAGGUGGCAUCACGCGGAGACAGCCUAGGGGGUCGAUGGGCACCAGAAAUGCCUCGACCCCAGCCAGCACGCCGAGGCCUGCCCAGUCCAAGCGGGACGCGACGCAAGAUGCCGAAUCCCACAGGUCUCCCGCCUUGCCCAAGGACGGCCAAUAUGCCGUCGACUCGACGCUGAGCAAAUACCCUUGGACCCCUUCUUGGGAGACCACCGGUGUCAUCAACAAUGCUCCUUCUAAAAACGGCGAUGUUGCUACCUCUACCGAUGGGGAGGGCAGCCAGAAUGCAGGCAGGAGGCCAAGGCAAGUGAGCAAGCAGGUGAUGCAAAAGGCCCAGUUCGAUGUGAAGCACAAGCUUGCCGAUGCGAUGGAUACCGCCCGCGCGGCGGAGCUCGCCCUCAGAGAGCUCUUGAGCUCUUGGAGAGCAGCCAAGCAACACAUCGACAACAACUCUAUGCCUUUCGAAUUUGACCCUCUUGCCCUCGACUUUCCUGCGUUGACGCUGCAGUGCCUCGCCUCGCCGCCUACUCUCUUCUCUUCCACACAGCAUCCUACCUCCACCUCUUGGUCCGUCCAAUCACCUGGGCAAAGAGAAUACGACGCGCUCAGGGCCUUCUUCAGAGAAGAGUUUAGUAAUUGGAAGGCAACUUGCGCCACUGCUACUACGGCAGUGAUGGAGGACCUAACAUAUCCCCCCCGCGAGGGUCUCGUCCGAGAUACCCGUGACGCCGUGAAGAAGGCCGAAAAGUCGGCGGAAACUCUUGAGAAGCAGGUCAAUGAGCACUUGCAAUCGGCCUUUGCUGUUUGGACCUCUUUGCCUGUUCAGCGGCGAAAUGAACUAUGGCUACUGGAGAUGGCAAGAAGCGUGGGUAGGAAGCAGACCGAGAUUGACAAGAUGAAGGACGAACAACACAGACUGCAGCAGGAGAACGUCAACUUGAAAACUCAGAUUGAUCAGCUGAAUCGUCUACAGCAGCCACGAGAAUUCAAACUGUUUUCUCCGGCUACAAUUCCCCUGGAGCGACAGCUCUUGACCCACGUGUUGGAAGCAGGGGUCAAGAGCGGUGGCCGUGGCGUAGGUUUGCGGCUCGAGGACCGACAACUGGAUCUCAACGACGUUGUCGUCAGGGCCAUUGAACGGUGGAAGACGGUCAUCAGCAUGAAUCGUGUCGCCAACAAUGGCAUGAAUGCUCAAAAGGCUUUGGAUCAAACAAACAGCAACACACCGACCCCGACCCCGACUCCGACCCCUCAACAACAACAGAACCUGCAGCAGCAGCAGCAGCAACAACAACAACAACAGGCGCAGUCGUUACAGCAGCAGCAGCAUCAGCAACAGCAACAAGUGCAACAGUUUCCGAGCCCCGAUCAGCAGCAAUCGACGACGAGCACCACUGGCCAUAGUGACCCAGCCGCGUCGAUCAGCGGCCCUCCUUCAAUCGACGAUGCUAGCGACCAAGAUGCCGAUGGGGAUGCUGAUGGGGACGCCGACGGAGACGCUGACGCCGACGCCGAGAUGGAGGACGAUGACAGUUUUGCUGUAAUGGACACGCCCACCGCCAAACCUGUGCCCCAGCAGCCAAUCCAACGACAAGCUACCCUCGAGGUACCACGGACAAGGCAAGUGCAGCAGAGGGGUGCGAGUGAUGCGCGGUUCAUGAUGCAGAAUGGUAAUCCAAAUGCGAAUCGGGGCGGAAUCAACAUGAGCAGGUCAAUGCCGAAUAUGCAGGCAACGAUGCAGAGCAUGCAUGGUGGUGACAUGGGAAUGGCCAUGUCCCAGGUGAGAGGUGAUCCAAUGUACAUGGAUUGA
Colletotrichum graminicola M1.001 is the source of this 1995-nucleotide messenger RNA. RefSeq lists its product as uncharacterized. The record is from RefSeq and is a predicted model, not a curated record. The transcript is spliced from 2 exons. Lineage: Eukaryota; Fungi; Ascomycota; Sordariomycetes; Glomerellales; Glomerellaceae. Bases 1 to 1995 code for a protein of 664 amino acids.